Molecule: messenger RNA, 1604 nt
Organism: Aspergillus saccharolyticus JOP 1030-1
Lineage: Eukaryota; Fungi; Ascomycota; Eurotiomycetes; Eurotiales; Aspergillaceae
Product: arabinogalactan endo-1,4-beta-galactosidase
Exons: 2
Coding region: 498-1550 (350 amino acids)
Biological process (GO): pectin catabolic process
Molecular function (GO): glucosidase activity
Source: RefSeq, a predicted model, not a curated record
GCAGCUGGCAGCUGUCAGUUCUUCAUCAGGUGUCACGCGCUUCAUCCCCCCUUUUGUUAAGCGAGAUUAUCAUGAUCUAUUUUGGGUCUUCUUCCAUGAUAAUCCCCGCCCAAGACAUGAUGAGGCCAUCGGCGUGCCACCGGUGUUUCCCACCAGCCACUCAUUCUAUUCCUCCACCAAUGACUCUGCCCGUUCUGAGUCUCCUCGAAUCCCAUUUGACCCUGGCAGCUCGAGCUACUGUACCCCGGCGUCAUGCUUGGGUUAGGAUAAAUUAAACCGUGGAGAACCUGACAAGCCUGGGGUACGCUAAGAUGCGCAGACUUGGUUCUUCACAGGUUUAUGCUCCGUGUCCGGGCUGGCCGUCGGCAACGGCCAUGAUUGCCAUCUGCCCAUCCUGCCCUUUGGAGCUUUAUAUAAUACUUCGCGUGGGCGGCCUUCUUGCUCAUGUUUCUGUCUGAAAGUCUGCCAAACUGAAUCUCCCACCCAGCUCUUUCGCCAUGUUCGUUCCUCUGCUGCUGGCGGCGCUGCCCCUUCUGUCCCACGCUGCGCUCACUUAUCGCGGUGCAGACAUCUCUUCCCUUCUGAUGCUGGAGGACGAGGGCUAUAGCUACAAGAACCUCAACGGCCAAACCCAAGCGCUCGAAACAAUUCUCGCCGAUGCGGGCAUCAAUUCCAUUCGCCAGCGGGUGUGGGUAAAUCCUAGUGACGGCAUCUACGAUCUGGAUUACAACUUGGAGCUGGCCAAGCGAGUCAAGGCGGCUGGCAUGAGUAUCUAUUUGGAUCUUCAUCUGAGCGAUACAUGGGCGGAUCCUAGCGCUCAGACAACACCUUCCGGGUGGUCCACCACCGACCUCGACACUCUAAAGUGGCAACUAUACAAUUACACUCUUGAGGUAUGCAACACCUUUGCGGAGAACGACAUUGACAUCGAGAUCAUCUCGAUCGGCAACGAAAUCCGCGCUGGUCUUCUCUGGCCUCUGGGCGAGACGAGCAGCUACUCAAACAUUGGUGCAUUGCUGCACUCCGGCGCUUGGGGAGUCAAGGACUCCAGUUUGGCGACAACACCCAAAAUCAUGAUCCACCUGGAUGAUGGCUGGAGCUGGGAUCAGCAAAGUUACUUCUACAAGACCGUCUUGGCUACGGGCGAGCUAUUGUCCACGGACUUCGACUACUUUGGUGUUUCCUACUACCCGUUCUACAGCGCAUCCGCAACUCUAGCGGCCCUGACGACCAGUCUGGCGAACCUGCAAUCGACCUAUAGCAAGCCGGUUGUGGUGGUGGAGACGAACUGGCCAGUCUCGUGCCCGAACCCUGAGUACUCAUUCCCCUCCGAUCUGAGCUCAAUUCCCUUCUCGGUCGCAGGUCAGCAGCAAUACCUCGAGAAACUGGCAGCUGUGGUAGAGGCCACUACCGAUGGGUUGGGAGUGUACUACUGGGAGCCGGCGUGGAUCACCAAUGCUGGGUUGGGGUCGAGCUGCGAUGAUAAUCUGAUGGUGGAUACGUCCACGGACGAAGUCUAUGCGAGCAUUGAUACUCUCGGUGAGCUUUGAGAGGCGGGAUUGUUGCUUGUGUAGGAUAGGAAUCUAAACCAGGGUAUUGAUGCG